Messenger RNA from Cyanistes caeruleus (blue tit), 3385 nucleotides. The record is from RefSeq and is a predicted model, not a curated record. Lineage: Eukaryota; Metazoa; Chordata; Aves; Passeriformes; Paridae.
GAGAAGCGAGCAGGGCAAAUAAAUGACUCAGUCUAAUGAGUAAGGUAAUUGCCAUUCGCUGUUAGAUGAGGCUAAAGUGGGUCAGGUUUGUUUGUGAAACUCCACGGAGGCACCAUCUGCUCCCUGUGUCCCAUCCUGGGGGCUGGGGAUGGGGUUUGGGUGGAAUUGCUUCCCUGGGAGCCUGGGGAGCAGCGCUGGGGUGUCCUGCUCAUCAGGCAGGGCCGUGGUGGGCUCUGGGGAUGGCCCCGUGUGGCUGCAGGUGCUCCCCUGAUCCUUGCAGGGGGCUCUGAAAUGAUUUCCCUGGGAGAGGAGACCCCAAAUCCUUUCUGCCAUCUGGGAGAGGUGGCUGGACAGGAUGGAGAGGUCAUCAAGCCUCCAGGGCAGGACUGGCUUUUCCCAAACCCUUGUGAAGACAAACCUGGCACGGACCGAGCUUUCACCUUUAACCUGCCCCUCUCCCAGAGCCCGUUGGGACGGGGACUGUCCCUCCCAGCAGUGACACAUCCGUGUGGCCCCUGGAUUUCCCUGUUCCUCACUGUGUUUAACGCUCUCUCCCCACAGCCUGUGAGCAGCAGGGGAAACCUGCAGCAGGAUCCCUGCCCGGGCUCUCCACAUCCCACCAGAAGAGGAAGAGGAAAAGACGGUUCCUUCGCCGUUGAUAAAAUGGGAAGCAGCAUCUCGCCAGCAGCCCGGGAAGGGAAGCUCCAAUCCUUGCCUGGGGGGCAUCCCUGGGAUCUCUGCAGCUGGCAGGACACGGCCCUGUGCCACUGAGGGGUGGGGACAGCGUGGCUGGGGACAGCAUGUCCUUCCAGAGCCGCCGGAGCCAGCUGCUGCUGGUCAACUCGCUGACCUUCGGGCUGGAGGUGUGCCUGGCCGCCGGCAUCACCUACGUGCCCCCGCUGCUGCUGGAGGUGGGCGUGGAGGAGAAGUUCAUGACCAUGGUUUUGGGGAUAGGCCCUGUCCUCGGGUUGGUUUUUGUGCCGCUGAUCGGCUCGGCCAGCGACCACUGGCGCAGCAGCUACGGCCGGAGGAGACCUUUCAUCUGGCUGCUGUGCCUGGGGGUGCUGCUCAGCCUCUUCCUCAUCCCCCACGCCAGCAGCCUGGCCAGCCUGUGUGCCCUCAACCCCCGGCCUCUGGAGAUCGCCUUCCUCAUCCUGGGCAUCGGGCUGCUGGAUUUCUGCGGCCAGGUGUGCUUCACCCCGCUGGAGGCCCUGCUCUCCGACCUCUUCCAGGAGCCGGACAACUGCCGCCAGGCCUUCUCCGUGUACGCCUUCAUGAUCAGCCUGGGGGGCUGCAUCGGCUACCUGCUGCCAGCCAUCGACUGGGCCUUCCUGGCGCCCUACCUGGGAGGCCAGCAGAGCUGCCUCUUCAGCCUGCUGGCCCUCAUCUUCCUCGCCUGCGUGCUGGCCACGCUGUUUGUGACGGAGGAGGAGGCGGCCCAGGGGGAUGUCCCAGAGGGGCCAGCGCUCAAGGACACGUCCCCCAAGGUGUCCCUGGCGUGCUGCUGCUGCCGGCUGGCGCGGGGGUCGUGGCUGCUGCAGGGCAGGCAGGUGCUGAGGGCCGCCAGGAACGUGUGCGCGCUGCUGCCGCGGCUGCACGGCCUCUGCUGCCGCAUCCCCAGGGUCAUCCGCCGCCUCUUCGUGGCCGAGCUCUGCAGCUGGAUGGCUCUCAUGACUUUCAUGCUGUUCUACACGGAUUUUGUCGGGGAAGGGCUGUACCACGGCGUGCCCAGGGCCAAGCCAGGCACGGAGGCCAGGCGCCGCUACGAUGAAGGUGUCCGGAUGGGCAGCCUGGGCCUCUUCCUGCAGUGCAUCACCUCCAUCUUCUUCUCGACAAUCAUGGACCGGCUGGUGAAGCGCUUUGGGACGCGGGCAGUGUACCUGGCCAGCGUGGUGUUCUUCCCCGGGGCCGCCUCUGUCAUGUGCCUGUCCCACAGUGUCACCGUGGUCACCAUCUCCGCUGCCCUGACGGGAUUCACCUUCUCCGCCCUCCAGAUCCUGCCCUACACGCUGGCGUCCCUCUACCACCACGACAAACAGGUAUUUCUGCAUAAAUACAAGAGGAAAGAGGAGGAAGAUGCCGCUCUGCUGGACAAAAAAUCAGCUUUCUCCAAGGGGCUGCUCUCCAGCCAGAAGCUGCCUUAUCAGAAUGGCCACACUGGGAACCUCUUCUCCUCCUCCUCCUCCUCUUCCUCCUCCUCCUCCCCUCCGGCCGUGUCCAGCUCCGCUCUGUGCGUCAGCUCCUCCUGCGAGGUGUCCCUGCGGAUGGUGGUGGGAGAGCCGGAGCCGGGGGCUCCUGGCCGGGGGAUCUGCCUGGACCUGGCCAUCCUGGACAGCGCCUUCCUCCUGUCCCAGGUGGUGCCCUCGCUCUUCAUGGGCUCCAUCGUGCAGUUCACGCAGUCGGUCACCGCCUACAUGGUGUCCGCCGCUGGCUUCGGGCUGGUCGCCAUCUACUUCGCAACCAAAGUCGUCUUUGACAAGGGUGACAUGGCCAAGUGCUCGGUGUGACACCGGGGGUGGCAGCAGGUGGCAGAGGGGGACUUGUGUGUCCCCAGGGUCUGGCACCGGCCGUGUGUGUCCCCAAGUCCUGGUACCGGCCAUGUGUGUCCCCAGGGUCUGGCAUUGGCCAUGUGUGUCCCCAGGGCCUGCCACCAGCCGUGUGUGUCCCCCCAGGGAUGUCACUGGCCGUGUGUAUCCCCAGGGAUGUCACUGGCCAUGUGUGUCCCCAGGGAUGUCACUGUCCAUGUGUGACCCCAGGGCCUGGCACUGGCCGUGCCCCAGCCGCUGCUGUCACCCCGGGGGUGGCUGUGGGGCUGGAGGCAGCACGGGGUUAAUCUCAGGUGUAAAUAAGAGGCUUUGGGGCGGUGUCCUCAGGGCCAGAAGUGCUUUCCAGAGGUGCCUUUAGCAGAGGGAAGCACGGCACAGCAGCACCAAAGGGCUUCUCCAGGGGGGAAAAGGGAAUUGGGUUCCCCCCGGUAACGGGUCGUGCUCCUGAGCAGGAGCGGCACAGCGAGGGGAUCCAUCCCUGGCUCUCCUCCACCUCCAGCUGAGUCCUCUCCCCCUGCUUCCUGUGGUUUUACCCAACUUCUUGAGCAAUAAUUCAGCAGAUGGGACGCUGGGAGGAGAUGUCCUGGGGAAAAAAAGGCAGCGGGGAGGCCGAAGUUUGGCUGUGGGGCCAAAGGGGUGCCCAGGUGUUCACCCACAUUUCUGCCCUCCUGUCCUUCCCCUCCUCGAUCCAAAACUUAGAGAAAACUUAGCAUGCCUUGUUUUGGGAAAAACAAGGAAGAUCCCAUUAGGACCGGUUCCAAAAGGUGACUUAACCUUUAGCUACGUACAGGCUUGCAUCAGAUAGGGAGAACUUCUGAGCUUUUAUUUAUUUUAUUUUA